GGAGUCGAGUCUUGAUGGUAUCUGCAGCUAAGCGGGUUAAAUAUAUAAGCAGGCGUUAGUAAUGUUUAAUAUUAUUGUUAGUAAGUUGUAUGACGAUACGUGAAAUCGAAAACUAAUUAGCACUUCAAAACACUUUUAGGUGUAGAUUACGUAAUAUUAGUUUUUUAGGAAGGUCCUUAUAAAAACUACAGUAGUUCACCCCUUGAUAUUUAUCGUAAGUUUACUUGUACUUGUUGUAGUGACAAAUACUGUAUACUAUAGUAUAGUAAUAAUAGAUAUUGCCAGGUAAGCGUGAGUAUUGUGAAAUCUAUUUUGGCAAUCAAAAAGAUUUAAGCAGGAUGAGUGAAGGAGAAGACAGACGCCAUCCAAGGAACCUACAGGGUCUGCUGAGGUUUUGUACAGAAAACACUGAAGCUGAAGAUUCAACCCGUCCAACAGAUGCUUCCUUAAUUGAUCCUGAGAGGAGAGAGUGGCUUGAGCAAGCCUUAGAGAGCAUGACAGUCUCUGUUGUUGAAGAGAUGGAGAAAUGUUUACAGAUUCUCAGGAAUGGUAUCAAUGAUGAAAAAGCUGAUGAUGAUGUUUUUGCUGAGCAAAAAGUAGCUCUGGAGAAACUCCUAAAUUUUGUGGAUUCCAUUGAUCAUGCUAUAGAUUUUCACAAACUUGGAGGAUUUUCAGUUCUGCAGUCUCUGUUGAGAGAACCAGAUACAGAAGUCAAAGCUUUAACAGCAGAACUAGUAGCUGAACUUGUCCAGAAUAAUCCAUACUGUCAGAAAGUAGCCAUAGAGCAUCAUCUGGUGGUAACUUUACUGAAUGUCUUAGACCACGAUCCCGAUGAACUAGUUAAAGUGAAAGCUCUCUAUGCUAUAUCCUGUCUGUGUAGACAAUGUUCUGAAGCUCAACAGGUGAUGGAAAAAACAGAUGGCUUUUCUGUUCUUCUUCGAGCACUUCAAUCUCCUGCAGAGAAAUUGAAAAUAAAAACUUGUUUCCUGUUAUCUAAUCUUUGUUCUCAAGAACCUGCCUUUAGAGAACUGUUAUUCAAGAUGGGAUUUGUAGAGCAACUAGCAGCCAUUCUCCAAACUGAACAUAACAGAAGUCAUGAACAUCUGAUGAGUGCUCUUCUAGCUUUAGUUUCAGAGCAUGAACAAGCACAGGAAGAAUGUCACCGGCCAGAACUAGGACUGAAAAAUCUUUUAGAAAAUCGUUUAAAGUUGUUGGAGGGGAAGGAAGAAUUCCAGGAAGAGCUAUAUUACUGUCAGCAGUUACUUAACCUUUGUUUUAAUCAGUCACUAGAACAACCCUUGGAGAGGUAGAUUUCUCAAGUUGCUUGGCAUUUCAUAUUUUUCAGUAACUGCAUUAAUAUUUAGUUAUCUUUAUCAAAUUGUAUGCUAUACUUAACUUCGAGUAACAACUUUUUAUCUAUUAUGUACAUUUUGUGAAUACUGAGGCAGAAGACUAAUGUAUUAAGUUGUUCCAUUGAUAGUGUAGAAAUAAACUAAAUCUAUGUUCUAACAAA
Limulus polyphemus (Atlantic horseshoe crab) is the source of this 1513-nucleotide messenger RNA. RefSeq names its product hsp70-binding protein 1-like. Bases 339 to 1310 code for a protein of 323 amino acids. Lineage: Eukaryota; Metazoa; Arthropoda; Merostomata; Xiphosura; Limulidae. The transcript has 6 exons. The record is from RefSeq and is a predicted model, not a curated record.